Messenger RNA from Gryllus bimaculatus (two-spotted cricket), 1278 nucleotides. Lineage: Eukaryota; Metazoa; Arthropoda; Insecta; Orthoptera; Gryllidae. The record is from the annotation of a GenBank genome assembly.
UGUGGAGAUACACUGACAGACACACAGAAUGUCAAGGAUACACUGAGUACAUUCACUCCAGAAGGAAUGUUAGCAUGCACAAUGAAGCAUAACCAAAUUAUUUACAAGUAAAACUCAACAAGUAAUUAGUAAAAAUUUUGAAUUGAUUUCAAAGUAAAUUUGUGCUGCAGUAUUAUUUAGUCACUGAGUUUUAACAUUACAACAAUCAUGAAUAUUCUUCUACAUCAAAACUUCAAAAUAGCGUGCGUGCGGCGGGCGCCGUGGCGCGUGCUGGGCGCCCGGGCAGCUGGCGGAGGAGGAGGAGGUGGAGGAGGUGGAGGAGGAGGAGGGGCGGCGGAGCGCAAGACGACGCAGUUGCGGCGUCUGCUCACCUCCCCGGAGCUCAGCUUCCUCAUGGAGGCGCACAACGGCCUGAGCGCGCGCAUCGUCGACGAGGCGGGCUUCGAGGGCGUGUGGGCGUCGGGGCUGUCCAUCUCGGCGCAGCUGGGCGUGCGCGACUGCAACGAGGCGUCGUGGACGCAGGUGCUGGAGGUGGCGGAGUUCAUGGCCGACGCCUCGCGCGCGCCCGUGCUGCUGGACGCCGACACGGGCUACGGCAACUUCAACAACGCCAGGCGCCUCGUGCGCAAGCUGGAGGAGCGCGGCGUCGCAGGGUGCUGCAUCGAAGACAAGUGCUUCCCUAAGACCAACUCGCUCCUGGACGGCAGACCGCAGCCACUAGCAGACAUUGAAGAGUUCUCUCUCAAAAUCCAGGCGUGCAAGGAGGCGCAGCGCGACGCGGACUUCUGCGUGGUGGCGCGCGUGGAGGCGCUCAUCGCCGGCUGGGGGCUGGCGGAGGCGCUGCGCCGCGCAGAGGCCUACCGCGCCGCGGGCGCAGACGCCCUGCUCGUGCACAGCAAGCGCCGCGACGCCGCCGAGAUCGAAGCCUUCAUGGCCGAGUGGCGCGGACAGGGGCCGGUGGUGAUCGUGCCCACCAAGUACCCUACCACCCCGACGCAGCGCUUCCGCGAGAUGGGCGUGUCCGCCGUCAUCUGGGCCAACCACAACCUGCGCGCCUGUGUCACCGCCAUGCAGAACACCUCGCAACGCAUCAUGCGGGAGCAGUCCAUUGCGGGCGUCGAGGCCGAGUAUAGAAUGAAUGCGCUUCAUAAGAAGUAUGUGGGUUUCUCUGUAACAGAAGAAAACUCCCCUUGUAAUACUGAUAGAAAACCAAUUUUCAAAAUGUACUAUUCCUGCCAAGAAGCCUCUCCUUAUUUCACUUUUGCGAUCUCAAACUUU